CCCGGGAGGCGGAGCUUGCAGUGAGCAGAGAUCCGGCCACUGCACUCCAGCCUGGGCGACAGAGCGAGACUCCGUCUCAAAAAAAAAAAAAGAAAAAAAGAAUGUAGGAACUGAUUGAAUAUCGAGGUUAAUGGAGAGCAAGGGGUCUAGGGAUUCUGGUAAAGAGGGGAGGGGUUAGGGAGUACAUGAAUUAGAAGAGAUGUUGGUAACUUGUUCAGUUUGAGGUAUUAGUGGGUACUAGGAGGCCUAGGGCAGGAGCUACAAUGUAAAGGCCCAGAAUCCUAGCCUCCUGGGGGGCUGAGAACCCCCUUCCUGGGUUGCAAGCCCUCUUAUCCCAGUUCGUGAGACCCUCCAACAAGUGCCAUGUCUGAGUCCCUGUCUCUGUCGCUGGGUGUUGGCAGCCCCCUCGUCCCCAAUGCCCUCCUCCACUUGGCUUCCCGGGUGUUCGGAGCCUCCUCCCUCCCACAAUCCGCGGGCGUUCGGAACCCCUCCCCCACCGCUCACCGGGGGCGCUCGGAGCCCGUCCCCGCCCCUACAGUCCUCGGUCCCUAGUUCCCGCUAGGGAUGGAGGCGCGGACUCUGGCGGGCGCCUUCGUCCUGGCGCUCUGGGUUUGGGCGCGGGCUCCGGCGGGGGCCGUGGACGCUAUGGGCCCUCACGCGGCCGUCCGUCUGGCCGAGCUGCUGACCCCGGAGGAGUGCGGCCAUUUCCGGUCGCUCCUGGAGGCGCCCGAGCCCGACGUGGAGGCCGAGUUGUCCCGGCUUUCUGAGGACCGGCUGGCGCGGCCCGAGCCGCUCAACACCACGUCGGGGUCUCCGAGCCCGCGGCGGCGGCGGCGUCGGCGGCGGCAGCGAGAGGCGGCCAAGGACCCGGCAGGCUGGGCAGCCGGGCCCGGAGAGGUGUCUGAUGGCUGCCGGGAGGCGCUGGCGGCCUGGCUGGCCCCCCAGGCCGCGUCCCUGUCCUGGGACCGCCUGGCCCGGGCCCUGCGGCGCAGCGGCCGCCCCGACGUGGCCAGGGAGCUGGGCAAGAACCUCCACCAGCAGGCGACGCUGCAGCUGCGCAAGUUCGGGCAGCGCUUCCUGCAGCGGCCCAGCGGCGCCGCCCGCGCGCCCCUUGCCCCGGCCCCGCGCCCCCGGCGUGCCGCGGUUUCAGCGCGGGACUGGGACGCCCUGGAGCUGAUUGUGGAGCGCCUGCCGCAGCCCCUGUAUGAGCGGAGCCCCAUGGGUUGGGCGGGGCCGCUGGCGCUCGGCCUCCUCACCGGUUUCGUGGGGGCGCUGGGCACUGGGGCGCUGCUCGUCCUGCUCACGCUGUGGAUCACCGGCGGCGGCGGCGACGGCGACGAGGCGUGGCCCGGCAGCCCCAGCCCGCUCGUCACGGUGCAGGGCUGUUGGGAAACAAAGCCGCUCCUUCCUAAAGAGUGGCGCGCACCCCCGCGAGCCUGGGCUGCAAAUGGGCCAGAUUCUCCCUCACCUCACAGUGCCCCUGCCCUCAGCUGUAAAAUGGGAGCCCAGUCUUGGGAGAGUGGUGCUUUGGACGGUUUAUAAACGUUAUGAAAUACCGAAAGGGCAGAGUUUGUUAAUUCGAUGGAAAGGAGCAGCAAAACUCGUGGGACUGCCGGUGGAAGAGGGGCUCAGGUACCAGGCCCCAGGGUGGCAGGUGCACCAACCAAUUCUUGUCAACUUAGUUUUUUUUUUUU
Molecule: messenger RNA, 1694 nt
Organism: Chlorocebus sabaeus (green monkey)
Lineage: Eukaryota; Metazoa; Chordata; Mammalia; Primates; Cercopithecidae
Gene: TMDD1
Product: transmembrane and death domain 1
Biological process (GO): signal transduction
Molecular function (GO): protein binding
Source: RefSeq, a predicted model, not a curated record